AUGCACGUCUCAAAGCUCUUCAUCGUCGGUGCCAUCGUGACGGCCGCUGAAGCCUUUACAUGUGCCAGAGAGCUUUUCGGACAAUGCUACUUUGUCGAUGGCAACCCAGUUGGCCAGCAACAGCGUUGUGCUAUCAAGUGCGAAGACAAGUUUGGCCACGUCAACUGUGUCUGCCCGGACUACUACCCCAAGAACGACGAAGGAUGGCCUUAUUCUGGCAAGCAUGAGUGCAUUCCUGUUGAAUUUCAGACAUUUCUACCUUGA
Messenger RNA from Fusarium tjaetaba, 264 nucleotides. RefSeq lists its product as uncharacterized. Bases 1 to 264 code for a protein of 87 amino acids. The transcript is spliced from 2 exons. Lineage: Eukaryota; Fungi; Ascomycota; Sordariomycetes; Hypocreales; Nectriaceae. The record is from RefSeq and is a predicted model, not a curated record.